UAUGAAUACUCGCAACAACAACCGUAACCGUCAGCCAUCCCCGACUCCUUCCCCGCCUCGUCGUCAUCAUCAGGCCCCUCUGGCCAUGGACCUCACUCAGCUUAUCGUCCAGCUUCAGAGAAUGAAUGCACCCACUUUUGCGGGGACUGAGAACCCCACAGCGGCGCUGGAGUGGAUGAAAGAGCUGGAUAAGAUUUUUGCGGUACUUCCCCUCCCUGACUGCCAGCGAGUGUCCCUAGCAGCUUAUCAGAUGAAGGAGGACGCCUCUGACUGGUGGAUUGACCACUGGGCCCGGAGGUCAGAGGCGGAGCUUCAUGCUCUGACUUGGGAGCAAAUGAAAGUGAUGGUGCGCAACAAGUUCCUUCCCCAGAGUUUUUGGGAUAGGAUGGAGCAUGAGUUCUACCACUUGCAGCAGGGCAGCUCCACAGUGGACGAGUAUAUCCGUACCUUCACCCGCAUGUGCCUUUUUGUGGGCGACGCAGUGAAUACCGAUGCUAAGAAGGCCCGCAAGUUUCUCAAGGGGCUCAAUCAGAGGAUCCGUGAACUGGUGGGGAGUCACGGACUGAUGUCUUUCGCAGAUACUGUUAGUCGAGCUCAGGAGGUAGAGAUCUGUCUCAUUCCGAUAGCCCCAGUCCCUUCAUAUUAUCAUGCCUCCCAGCCUUCUCAGACCGUUGUUCAGUAUGCUCAGCCCAUCUCAUCUGUGCCGCCUGGCUCUAGCUCGGGCAAGAGGAAGUCCGAGUAUCAGAAUAAGAAGAAGGGAAAGAAAGGAAACUUCGGCAGACGUGACGACCAACCCACUCAGGGUCAGCAGCCGAGGUGCCCUAAAUGUGGCAGGUUCCACACCGGAGAGUGCUUAGCAGACCAGCGAGCUUGUUACAACUGCAACCGUCCAGGUCACUAUGCCAGU
Molecule: messenger RNA, 907 nt
Organism: Striga hermonthica
Lineage: Eukaryota; Viridiplantae; Streptophyta; Magnoliopsida; Lamiales; Orobanchaceae
Source: the annotation of a GenBank genome assembly